Molecule: messenger RNA, 1853 nt
Organism: Solanum pennellii
Lineage: Eukaryota; Viridiplantae; Streptophyta; Magnoliopsida; Solanales; Solanaceae
Product: phosphatidylinositol/phosphatidylcholine transfer protein SFH4
Exons: 8
Coding region: 676-1542 (288 amino acids)
Source: RefSeq, a predicted model, not a curated record
AUUCACCAUGAUAUUUCCGAAUACUGAAUAGAAUAUGCUAAGUAUACCAAAGAAUCAUUGUAAUAAUAAGACAAAAUAAAAUGUCAUCUCCUUUUGGGUAUAUACUACUACAACUACAACUUGUGUUUUCAUCAAGAUAAAGUCUAACAGAGGAAUUGGACGCAAUCAGUUCUAGAAAAACAUAGUGAUGUUUGAUAUGAAGAAAAAUGUUCCCCUCAGAAAUAAAAGGUCAGGAGGGAGCCAAAAAAAACAACAAAUUAUAAAGGUUUGUGGCGGAACAUGAGUGGUCUUAGAUCUCAAGUCGGAGUUACUUUGGACACUCACACAAAUGGAGUGUAAUAAUAACAUAUUCAGUAUAAUUUUAUAAAUAAAUUAGAUAGAAAAAGGACAAUGGCAUAUUCCCGCCAGUGAAAGAACAAAACCAACCGUUAUCAGAAAGCUUAACUGCUUCGUGAAACCUCCAAUUCCUUUCAUAUCCAAACUCCAAAUAUGGUUUGAAGUAAAGUAAUCGAACACUCAAUGUUUUUGUUGCAGGUAAAAAAAAAAGAUCUCUCAUUUUAUCUGUCAAGCAGACAUUAAUAUAAACUUCAGUUUUCAAUCACUCAUACGAAAACGUCAGGUGGUGAAGGAUCUUUAUUUGAGCAUGGAAACUGUGAAGAUCAAUUACAUUCUAAGAUGAUCAGGUCACAAGAUGAUAUCGGAUUCUCUUUUACCACAAAGGAGGAGUUGGAGUUUGUAAAUGAUUUUCGACAAAUCCUGAUCCUGGAGAAUCUGCUUCCUCCUAUGCAUGAUGAUAAUCUCAAAUUAUUAAGAUUUCUUAAAGCUAGAAAGUCUGAUAGAGAGAAGGCUAAGCUCAUGUGGACAAAUAUGCUUCAAUGGAGGAGAGAAUUUGGAACUGACAGUAUUAUCAAGGAUUUCAAUUUCCAUGAAAGGGAUGAGGUUCUACAAAACUACCCUCAGGGUUAUCAUGGCACAGAUAAGGAAGGAAGACCAGUUUAUAUUGAAAGAUUGGGACUAAUGAACGUUGAAAAACUUUUGGAAGUAACUACUCUGGAUCGUUAUGUUAAAUAUCAUGUCCAAGAAUUCGAGAAGUCUAUAGCCUUUCGGUUUCCUGCUUGCUCUGUAGCUGCAAAAAGACAUAUUAAUAGAGGUGUUACCAUCCUGGAUGUUGAAGGAGUGAGUUUGAGGAACUUCACGAAACCUGUACGAGAAGUCAUUUUGCAGCUGCAGAAGAUUGAUAAUGACUAUUAUCCUGAAACACUUGGUGAAAUGUUUGUUAUAAACACUGGACCAGGAUUUAGGCUGCUCUGCCAUAUACUCAAGCCUUUUCUUGACCCUGAAACGAUGUCUAAGAUUCAUGUACUUGGCAACAAUUAUCAAGGCAAACUGCUUGAAAUCAUUGAUGAAUGGGAGUUGCCAGAUUUUCUAGGUGGUAGGUGUACAUGUGAAAAUGAUGGUGGUUGUUUAAGGUCAGAUAAAGGGCCAUGGAGAACCCUCAAGGAGAUAUCAAUGGUGAAUAUGGAUUGUUCCUUACGUUUCUAGUAGUACGCUACCAACCAUUGCUAGCAGUGGUUGCUCAUCUACACCAUCUUAUAGUAUCUCAACUGAUUCUGAUCUUGGGAAGCAGAGUGUUUAGAGAAGACAAUGGUAACACCAAACACUACAAGGCAACUAAAACCAGCUACAGAUUGUAUGUAUAUUCCAUUUUCUUUUUCUUAUAAUGAAAACUUACGCUCUGUCUAUUUUUGAAAAUUUUAUGUCACAUAGCUCAUACUUUGUGAUCUAUCUAUGAAUUGGCAUAGACUAUCCUUAUCUAGAUAGAUGUCCCCAUGAGCGACUACGUCUGUAUAUGU